Harpegnathos saltator (Jerdon's jumping ant) is the source of this 7696-nucleotide messenger RNA. RefSeq names its product retinal degeneration A (gene rdgA). The transcript is spliced from 11 exons. The record is from RefSeq and is a predicted model, not a curated record. Bases 2815 to 6699 code for a protein of 1294 amino acids. Gene Ontology annotation, biological process: phospholipase C-activating G protein-coupled receptor signaling pathway. Gene Ontology annotation, molecular function: protein binding; ATP-dependent diacylglycerol kinase activity. Gene Ontology annotation, cellular component: plasma membrane. NCBI's taxonomy places the organism in Eukaryota, Metazoa, Arthropoda, Insecta, Hymenoptera, Formicidae.
UUUGUAAUUUUCACGUUUGGGUCUAUCGUGACUCGUUAGACCGGCCUAACUUUACCCGCCCUUGACCGCCAAAGUCGUUUCUCCUUUCAGGAUACCGACAUCCCCUUCGAUGAAUUUUUGAUUCCUCUGGAACGUGUUAAGUUUCAGCCCCUUCACUUUAAACUUAAAGAAUUAUAAAUGAACUUGGACACACACUGAAGAUGAGUUUCCCAUUGUUUGGUAACCUAUCCUCGACGCGUCCGGCUGAAAGGAAAAAGUCUAGCGAGAAGUUUCCCCAGAUCUUUCCAGUUUCAAAUCGCUCAAAGAGCAACCUUCGCGAUAAUGAGCGACACGGAGUGGAAUAAUUCGCCGCAGUGGCGAAAAUUCAUCUGUAAAGUUUCUCGUCGGGAGCGACCGGGGUGAAUCAAAGAGCACGAAUCUCGGAGCGAUCGAAAACUUAUUAAAGAAGACGAUGGUACUUCUCGAGAUAUGAUCGUGCCGUUCUCGAGAUGCCCGUUUUUCAUCUCAGUAUCAGCCAGAAUUUCUGGCUUGCCGUACGCUUGCUUUAUUGCGCGUACUCCGCGAGAGAGAAAUCCGCACCGCGCUGAGGGCGCAUGUGCGAGCGAAGGUGGUACACGGGGCGCGAGCAGGUAGAAGGAAGAUAAAGAAGGACGGAUGUACAUAUACAACCCUUGCGCGCACUCACCCUCUUCGACAUCCCUCAUCGACGAGCCCUCGCCGUUAGUCCGACCGGCUAUUCUCAUCACGCCGCGUCGCGCCGUGCCUCGCCUCGUUUCGCCGCGUCGUCUCGCCUCGCGUCUCGUCGCAUCGCGUUGCUGUCGGUGCCGUGUAUUUGCGUCUCUUCGCGAUUCUCGAAGGACGCGCGACGUGCGCUUUGUGAAUCUGAAGAGACCUCCGAUGAAUUCCGCGUGCAAGAUUCCAGAGGAGACCACACGGACGGGGAAAAUGACAGACUCGAGGAGGAAGAGAGACAACCUUGAGUGAUCCGCUCAUCGCGUUUCACUCAUGUAUGGUGCGUAGAUAUUUCGACUGCUACCGACGCGCUACCAUUUGUUUCCAAGUUCGGCAAUGUCCUUAUCGAAAGGAUAUCAUUGUUAGCCAAGGAUAGCAUUGUUCGCGGGAGAAGUAGAGGAGGAGAGAACGAGAAAAAGCUGGGAUCUUGAGGAGCUUCUUCAAGAGAGCGGAGCUCGGUGCGGAAGCUUCCUCGGUGAGAUGUGUUUUAUCAUUGAUCGAGAGUGUGAAUCGAUCGACGUGGCGAAGGUCGGCCGGUCUCGACGUGCCUCGUCGCUGAAUAUUUGUCCGACGAAAACGCCGGCUCGUGUCACGCAAUAUCAGGGCAAACGUACCAAUCGAUGCUACACGAUUUAAUCCACGGAACUUCGAGUUCUCGUCAGCGAAACUACCGUCCCGAAGUCAGUCAAAGAAACUUCCAUUCCCAUCGUAUUGGAAACCGUGACACUUCGUUGCCGCCGCCGAUAUUCUCAACGAGAGAAAUGCUCGGUGACGUCGUAAGCGUUGAACCUUGAAGACGCUGUCCGGUGACCGAAACAUCUUGCGACGGUGACACGGAGAUCAAUCGAUCUCCGGUCUCAAAGUUGCCGAGUUGCUUGACGUCGUCUUGUGCCGCGCCGCAACGAUGCUCACCGCUUCCUAUCGACGAGCAUCGACGAUGUUAUCACGCGUCACCAUGAAAAUAAAUUCCGGUGCUGGAAAGUUCGAUCGAUGCUGCUAGUCACUCAAGAGGAGAGAGCCGCACCGUGAGGGCGGCAGAGAAGAGAGGGGGAAGAGAGAGAGAGAGAGAGAGAGAGAGAGAGAGAGAGAGGGUGAGUGAGUGAGUUAGCGCGAGAGUGGUUAGGGGCGAUAGCCAUUGAGGGUAGGUAGAUAUGAGAAAGGGGGAAACACAGAAAAGAAACGAGUGUGAUAUCGGAGAAACAAUGCCGGAGAUAAUGGCGAGAUAAAGUUCGCCGCAACCUUGUAACGCCAUCAGGUUUGUCGAGGUUGUUUCUGCCGGACGUGUGACCUUUCCAUCACGGUUCGCGCGUCGUUGGUCGAUGCACUCGAUAGCACGAUGUGAGCUGAAUGACCCUUAAAGCUCAUCACCAGCUGCAACCAGAGACGGCUCGAGUCCUGAUAUGCCAGCAGAAAAUGCGGAUGCAAAUGGAUGGUAAUUUGGAGCAACGUCGAUCGGCAACGAAUCGAAAUCGAACAUGCGGCGAGAAACGAGGCACAGUGACCAGGUAGAUUUUUAUAAAGUCCAAUGUAGCGCGAAUGGACUCACUAUGAAGCCACUCGGAAACAACAAAUAGGUCUCCGCAUUCGCCAGUCAAGCGGAAGAUCACGUUGGAUUUCAACGAGCUUCGUUCCGCGUUCUCUUCUUUCUCGACAUCAACGAGCUUUCCUAUCAGCAUUUCGAUACUCUUCUUCAACACCUGACCUGAUUCAAGUCUACUCGAACGGAAAUCCGGGAAACAUCUUUCAAGUAUAUACCAUAGAUCUCGUACUUAACAUCAGCGGCGAAGGUACUUAGGAUGGGCUGCAAAUCGGCAGCUAAGUCCAAGCUGGAGAAAGAGACGGCCGUGUCGUCGUCGACGUCGUUGCCGAGGUAUAAACACGCAGUCGAGCCGUCGGUCGAGCGGAAGACGAUCCACGAGCAGCGCGGCGAUACCAACGGCGUGUCCGAUCUCGACGACGAGGGAGAAGAAGAAGAAGGUAACGCGACUGGGCAAUUAAUUUUAUCCGAAGAGUCGUUUCCGUCAGGAAGCGGCACGUCCAAGAGCGCAGGCAACGGCGUUACCAGGUAGCCAGCAGGCGAGGAUGCAGAGGCUGCGUACGACCUUCAAGAGGUCGCGCACUCCCACGGGAGCAGAGAUGAAGUCGCAAUCUAGCCUCGAGGUGCCCAAGCAAAUCCGAUCGGCCUCUUUUGACGAGAUACAGCUGCAGUCGAAGCUACAGGAUGACAAUCGACCAGCUUCCUCAUCCUCCGUGUACUCUCUACCGUCGAGGAAGGACUCGACACGCGGACGAAGAUCGUCCACCCUGAAGGUACCGCAGCUGCAGACCGGCCAACGCUCCAAGAGCUUCGACGCGUACUCGGCGAGUUCCGGCUCGUCCUCCGGUAGCCAACUGCUUCCCGUCGGAUUCGAGCGACCUGAAACGCCGACCAUUCAGGUCUCCGGCUGCUAUCACUGUGCUUGCGUCGAAGAGUACAAGAGGCUGAACGAAGACCAAGGAUCUAAAGAUGAUAUCGAGGCCGGUGGAUCGCGCAGUGAAAUUGACAACAGCACGGAUAUCUCCGAGAACGAGUCCGAUCACGAGGAGGAAUCCAAACGAGAGGGUAGCCCUGAGAUCUUAGUCACUUUCAUGCCCGACGACGUGCAGAGCAUGCCGCAAUGCAUUCCGUCCGCGGUCGAGGUCGCGGCCGAGGCGAGUCCCGAGAUCAGGAUGGAGUUUCCGGAGAGACAACGCAGGUUGUCCAGGCAAGAGGCCUUGACUUGUUUCCCCUUGGAGUUACCUGGCGCGUUGUCCUCGAGGAGCGAGGAGGAGACGGCGAAGAUGACUUCCACCGAGACGGAAGACGACGACGACGACGAGGAGAACUACGUGGACGAGGCAUGCCAGUCCAAGUUCAUUGUGCGUGACAUUUUCUUGACCGUGCCGGAGCUGAAGAGGGAUCGCGCCGCCUCCGUGGACUCGUGCUUCAAUAACAAUAAGAACGGCAGCGGCGUCAGCAAUUCGGACUUGCUGGCGGUGCCGCAGCAGAACAUCAGAUCGAAAAGCGUCGACAUUGUUCUGCCGACGGACGUACGGACGAGGUACACGGCGCUGUUACCGGCGAAAGAACGGCGACCUUCGAUAGGAGGGAGAGAAGAAGGUGACGCGAGCAGUGAUCAACGCCAGCCGCGGUCAACACCAGACUGGGGUCCCCAUGCGUGUAAUGAAGAACAUCUUUGGGUACCAACCGCUACAUCCGGGGAUUUCUGUUACGUCAAUGAUUGUGCCAAACACGGACCCCGGUUGAAGUGUCCGGUUUGUCACAUAGUGGCCCACGCCUGCUGCGUCACGAGUUUAGAGUUUCCGUGCAAACCGAGUUUCCACGAUGUAAGCGUGCGCCAGUAUCGCGAACAAACAACCACCCAUCACCACUGGGUUCACCGGCGAUCCCAGAAGGGUAAAUGCGCCAACUGCGGCAAGUCUUUUCAAUCAAAGCUCAGUUUCGGUUCCAAAGAGAUUGUGGCGGUGAACUGCAGUUGGUGCAAGGCCGCCUAUCACAACAAGGAGGCAUGUUUCAAUGUCGAGAAGAUCGGUGAAAGUUGCGAAUUGGGUAGCCACGCGUCGAUCAUAGUGCCACCUUCGUGGAUCGUGAAACUUCCUCGGAAGGGCACUUUCAAGAGCAGUUUAAAGAAAUCCCCGAGGAAAAAGAAGUCCGCCGAUGGCGCCUCCGAGCGACGGAAAAGAAAAGACGGCGAGAAGGAGGAAGAUAAAGAGAAGGAGAAAAAUCAGGGGAUGCUGUGGAUUAUCAAGCCUAUACCUACGGCCACGGCAAAGCCGGUCCUCGUCUUCAUAAAUCCGAAAUCCGGUGGCAAUCAGGGCGCGAAGUUGCUGCAGAAGUUUCAAUGGCUGCUUAAUCCGAGACAGGUCUUCGAUCUGACGCAGGGUGGUCCGAAAAUGGGACUGGACCUUUUCAAGAAGGUUCCGAAUUUGCGUGUUUUGGCUUGCGGCGGUGACGGUACUGUCGGUUGGGUCCUGUCGAUCCUGGAUCAGAUCGGUGCAUAUCCACCGCCAGCAGUCGGCGUUCUUCCUCUGGGCACCGGGAAUGACUUAGCGAGAGCGCUGGGAUGGGGUGGCGGUUACACGGACGAGCCGAUCGGGAAGAUUCUAACGAGUAUAGGUGACAGUGAGACUGCCUUACUGGACAGAUGGCAACUGGAAGUCGAGAGAAACAACGACGCUCAGAAUGAUGACGAUGGCAACAAGGGCAAGGAGAAUUUGCCGCUUAAUGUUGUUAACAAUUACUUCUCCCUCGGCGUGGACGCUCACAUCGCCCUGGAGUUUCACGAAGCCCGAGAAGCUCAUCCAGAGAAAUUUAACUCCAGACUAAGAAACAAGAUGUUCUACGGCCAAAUGGGCGGCAAGGACUUAGUGCGUAGGAAAUGGAAGGACCUCUCGGAGUUCGUCACGUUGGACUGCGACGGCCAGGACAUGACGCCGAAAUUGAAGGAGCACCGAGUCCACGCCAUUGUAUUCUUGAACAUCGCCUCUUAUGGUGGUGGAACGCGUCCAUGGGGUGCGGGCAACGGUACCAGAGAACCUGCCAUGGACGACGGCCUGAUCGAGGUGGUUGGUCUGACCACGUACCAGUUGCCUCUUUUACAAGCUGGUGGACAUGGCACCUCCAUAGCGCAAUGUAGCAAAGCCAAGUUGGUGACGACGAGGACUAUACCGAUGCAAGUGGACGGCGAGGCUUGUCGCCUGUUACCAGCUACCAUAACUUUAAGUCUGCUGAACAAGGCCACGAUGUUGAUCAAGAGGAGAAACACGGGGAAGCCACGUCAGGAUACGGCACGAUUGGAGAGGCUAAAGCUUCCUGUGAUGAAAAUAAAGAUGUCGGAUUACAAGACUUAUCAUCACGAUAAGGUCAAGUUGAAGAACAUAGCAGAGCAGUUGCUGACGGAACCGCUCGAUCUCGAUGCUACGACGGAUUUGGAGACGCUAAGGAAGCUCUUGGCAAAAAAUUACAAUAUGGAUUCUUGUUGUUUUGUCGACUCGUGUACAGCUGAAAGAUUCUUCAGGAUCGAUCGCGCUCAAGAACAAUUGCAUUAUGUGACGGACGUCGCCAUGGAUGCUGUGUACGUUCUCGAGGAAGAUGCUGGCCAACCCGAAGGUCAAAUUAUCGUCACUAAUGAGAAAGAAGCAGCGCAGGCUUGUCCAAGCGACGAAGGUCCGAAGGAGAUGCCAGCCGUGACAGAGGAGGACGCGCGGCCGAUCUUGGACAAGACCGAAAGGAGCAGUCCGCUAGUUGAGGUGGAUAGUUCGGUCGUUAGCACGGCGGUCAAGCCGUCAACCACGGCGAGUCGGAGGAACUCGUUCUUGCUGAUGAGCGGAGCACCCAAUAAGGAUAAGGAUAUCGAGUCGGAUUCUCCUGUAAACGGCGAGCCCCGGAAGCGGGACUCCUCGGAGCAUCAGGCUGACCGACCAAUUACUUUCAUCAGUCCUCGCGACAGACUUUUCGGGCUGAGCUCGGGAGUUCAUCGGUUCAGUACCGGGUUGCUUGAGAAAACCUGCGACGGAAUACUGACGGCGGCGAAGCUUGGCGAUCUUCUUGCGUUGAAGCAGCUUCACGAGCAGGGCUACUCGCUCUUGUCGAUCGAUGCUAACGGUCAAACGGCGCUUCAUCUGGCGUCCAAGCACGGUCACAAGGAGGUCGUUAGGUAUCUCAUUGCUUGCGCCCCACCGACAAUCUUGAACAUGGUCGAUAAUGACAAAGGGCAAACCGCUUUGCAUAAAGCGGCCCAGAACAAACGCCGUUCCAUCUGUUGUAUGCUCGUGGCGGGUGGAGCAGCGUUGAUGGUGAAAGACCGGCUCGGUCGCACGCCGCGAGAUCUUGCGUUGAUCGCGGAAGACUGCGACCUAGCAGCGUAUCUCUACAGUCAAGAACAAUUUCAAUUAGUGACGGAUGAGCAUAUGGAGAGCAUUCUCUGACCGACAGCGUUGAUCGUUACAGCCUGAAUCACCUAAAGCACCUCGACGAAAGAAGUACAACGAUUGUCGGUCGUCAGUCAAUGCGAUGUCUACGCAGCAUUUUUUCUCGGCGAUGUUACGUAAGUCUCUCGCCCUCUCGUGAUAAUCUAAUAUUCUCGUUCGAUGUGUGUAUGUGUGUGUACACGUCGACGCAAUUACGUGUUUGCCAAACGCUAUCUUACUUUUUUCCAUUGUCUUCUUUUCGUCUCGUCGAUUACUACGAAAAGUCUCUCUUUAGGAGCGUAUAUACACAUCCAAUUAUCGCAUAGUAUAUAAUUACGAUACAUGCUAGAGUUACAUAUACAUAUACGUAAUGACUCACGUAGCGAUUUUUAAUCGAUAACAAGCCCUUAUUUUUCUCAAUCGUGAACUUGUCUAGAACUUGUCUGGCUCCACUUGUGCCCCUGUAUUCGGCAAUGUGGGCUACAAUCAGGCCAUGGAGCUCGUAGAGUGCUCCUGAAGCGAGCGAAUUUAUUUUUCUCGUGCGACAUUUAAUGUCGCCAUGGUCCAAAAUGAGACAGUAAUUUUUUUAUAUGUAUACACGUAUAUAUAUAUAUAUAUAUAUAUAUACAUACCGCAAAUUUUUAAAAGACCUUCCGUGAGACGAAGAAAACGAGGAUAAUAAAAAAACGUCGAGCGAGUAGUUACAAAUGUACAGUUAAGGAAGCGAAGGUAUCUGUUCACAUACACAACGGGUCAGUCCGUGAUUGCGACAUAUUGACAUAAUUUGUGCCAACUGGCUGAAAUCAUGAAAGGACGAUAAUAAUGAUGCCAAAUCAAAGAUUAACUGUCUCACGUUGGAGCAUGUGCGGAAACUGUACACACAGACGUUUAUGAUAUAUCUCCAUUUGAGAUGGGUGCUACGAGCUCGUCGAUCGAUAAUCUGUUAGUUUAAAAAUUGUGAAAGAAAGAGCACAGGAUAAUCUUACAUAGAGGAAGAACGAUGAAAAAAAAAAAA